Capsaspora owczarzaki ATCC 30864 is the source of this 1287-nucleotide messenger RNA. RefSeq lists its product as hypothetical. NCBI's taxonomy places the organism in Eukaryota, Filasterea, Ministeriida, Capsasporidae. Bases 1 to 1287 code for a protein of 428 amino acids. The transcript has 5 exons. The record is from RefSeq and is a predicted model, not a curated record.
AUGUCGGGCGCGGCCGCUUUGGGCACCCGCAAAUGGAACACAUCCGACCAAGCUCUGAACCACUUUGUCAACUUGCUCGAACACUUUUGCGGGUCACGCUUCGUAGAGGUUUACUUUUUUACGUCCGCUCCAGAUACUGUCGGGCCGGCUCCAUUGCAUGCAAGGUUGCGCCUGGCGCAGAUCAAACCCUGCAUUUCGCCGCUCAAAUCCAAGAAUGUGACUUGUACUCACUGCAACGCGCACUUUUCCACGGUUGUGCAAGCUGGCGUGGAUGUUGCACUUGCAACCAAAGUCCUGACUCUUGUCGGUGAAAAGGCGUUGACUGGUCUCUUUCUACUCACAGGCGAUGGCGAUUUCAAAGAAAUGCUUCACUACGUGACGGACGUGCGUCACAUUCCUAUGUGGCUUGCUGGCUUUCAGAAAUGCACGUCGACCUUGUUGCAGGCGUACGCCAAUCGAGGCGCGAUUCUCUGGCUGGACGAGAUUUGGGAUGCCAUCACUUAUCAGCCCAACUAUGCGGCCAACAGCCGCCCUGACAUCAUCAUGCAGGCGCUCAUGCAGAGCAUGCCCAUCCCAAUAUGGUCUAUCGGAAACCGGGGGAAUAACAUGCCUCCCUACUCCAAGAAACCGAAGGCAACCGCGGCAGCUUCUCAAUAUUCGCACCCGCCCACCAACCACCAGCUUGCACAUCAGCAGCACACAGGCCCGAAGGCUCCGUCGGCUGCGGGCUCCAUGCCUGCUGGUCGAUCCAAUGCGCCCGGCACCGUCAAGAUUGCUUCUCGGCCGCAACCAAGCAGCGCCAUCGAGCCAGCUGCGGUCCCUGCUGUUGCUCCAGUCGUUGCUCCAGUCGUUGCUCCAGUCGUUGCUCCGGUCGUUGCUCCGGUCGUUGCUCCAGUCGUUGCUCCAGUCGUUGCUCCUGGCGUUGCUCCUGGCGUUGGUCCUCCCGCUGUCCCACCCGGCGCCCCAGCAUCUGAGCCACCCGCACGAAGCAGAAAACCAAACCACCCUGCGAAUGGCACGUUUGAGAUCGAGGAGCCAGAAUUUGUUGUGCCAAAGAGUUCCGCGGGCACCACUCGUCCACCGUCGUCCUCCGGCCCUGUUUCGUCAGUCAACCCUUUCCAGCGGCUCGCCACUGAUGACGGUACUGAUGCGGGACGCUACCACCACGGCUACGAGGACGAGGUAGUUGAUCCGUUCGUGGCAGAUGGACAAUAUCCCGAGCAGCUGAAGGCGCUGCUGGAUAUUGGCUUUGCGGACGACGAUAUGACUCGAUGGAGUAGUAGCUGA